AAGCGACAUUGAGGAAAAGUUAUCAGUUGAGAGGAGCAUCGAGCAGUGGGAGUUUGAUUGGAGAACCGUUCGGUAGCUUUUUUGGACUUUUUUUUUGUUAUACCCUCGUCUUAUCUCAAGUCAGAGAUUCAUUUUCAUUCAACUGCUAGCCGACAAAGUGCGUGGUGGUUACAAGAUUUAGCAAUAAAAAGAAGAAUGUCUCUUAGUGCGUCAACUGUUAAAACAACCCCCUACGAGGGUCAGAAGCCUGGAACUAGUGGACUUCGCAAAAAGGUGAAAGUUUUCGUUGAGCCAAAUUACACCGAGAAUUUUAUCCAGUGUAUCCUCGAUGCCAAUGGCAGUGCUAUCAAUGGAUCUCUCUUGGUUGUCGGCGGAGAUGGACGUUACUAUUGCAAGAAGGCAACUGAAAUUAUCGUCCGAAUGUGUGCCGCCAAUGGAGUUUCAAGGUUGCUAGUUGGUCAGAAUGGAAUUUUGUCAACACCAGCUGUUUCAAGUCUUAUUCGCCAUAACAAAGCUUUAGGUGGCAUUGUUCUUACUGCUUCUCACAAUCCCGGUGGCCCUGAGAAUGAUUUCGGAAUCAAAUUCAACUGUGAAAAUGGUGGACCAGCUCCAGAUGCCUUCACCAACAAGAUCUAUGAUCUAUCAACUGCCAUCAAAGAGUACAAAAUUAUUGCUGAUCUUCAAAUUGAUAUUGGAAAAACUGGAACAACUACUUUUGAUAUCAGCGGAAAACCAUUUGUUGUGGAAGUUAUCGAUUCUGUGACGAACUACGUCAAUCACAUGAAAGAAAUCUUUGAUUUUGCUAAAUUGCGUGACUAUGUCAGCGGGAAGACAACUGGCAAGCCACUCAAAAUGCGUAUUGAUUCAAUGAACGGUGUCACUGGAUCCUAUGUGCGUGAGAUCUUCCUCACCAAUUUGGGUGCCACUGAGGAUUGUGUUGUGCACACAACUCCUCUCGAAGACUUUGGUGGUCUUCAUCCCGAUCCAAAUCUAACCUAUGCCAAGGAUUUGGUGGAAACUGUGGCAAAGGGUGACUACGAUAUUGGAGCUGCUUUCGAUGGCGAUGGUGAUCGUAACAUGAUCAUUGGAAAUAAGGCCUUCUUUGUGACUCCCAGUGACUCGCUGGCAGUGAUUGCUCACUACUUGGAGUGUAUACCAUAUUUCCAAAAUAAUGGUGUGCAAGGAUUCGCCCGUAGUAUGCCAACUGCUUCAGCUGUCGAUUUGGUUGGAGCCAAGUUGGGCAAAGAGGUGUUUGAAGUUCCAACUGGAUGGAAGUACUUUGGUAACCUCAUGGAUGCCGGUCGUCUGUGUCUAUGCGGAGAAGAGAGUUUCGGAACAGGAUCGAAUCACAUCCGUGAGAAAGACGGAAUCUGGGCUGUGUUAGCUUGGCUAUCGGUUAUGCAACACACCGGCAAAGGUAUCGAGGAGAUCCUCAAGAACCAUUGGUCAAUUUAUGGACGUAACUAUUUCACUCGAUACGAUUACGAGGAAUGUGAUUUGGAGCCAUGCAACCAAAUGAUGGCAACUAUGGAGAAAACCAUCACUGAUCCCGCCUUCGCUGGGAAAUCAUACUCCAGCGGUGGCAAGUCGUAUAAGGUUAAGGUUGCCGAUAACUUCAGCUACACCGAUCCCGUUGAUAAGUCAGUCUCCAGCAAACAAGGAUUGAGAAUUGUCUUCGAAGACGGCAGUCGUAUUGUGAUGCGUUUGAGUGGAACUGGAAGCUCUGGAGCUACUGUUCGUUUGUACAUCGAUUCCUAUGAGAAAGACAAUGUUUUGGGUAAAGCAAGUGAAAUGUUGAAGCCUCUUAUCGAUAUUGCUCUGGAGAUCUCACAACUUCCUAAAUUCACCGGACGUAAUGCCCCAACUGUUAUAACAUAAGAGAACAAAAGUACAAUUAUUUUUGAUGAUGCAUCCUUUAAUAAUUAUUCUACCUCAAAGUUUUUGAUCUUAGAGGAUUAGAAUGUGGUUUUUUAAAGUUUUAUUAUUUCCCCUUUUUGCAUUUGUUCUUCUCUCCUAAAACUGGUUAAAGUUGUUGAAAAAUAAAUGUUUUUGUUUCGUUAA
This is a messenger RNA of Eupeodes corollae, 2061 nucleotides long. It is a transcript of the gene Pgm1, whose product is annotated as phosphoglucomutase. Gene Ontology annotation, molecular function: phosphoglucomutase activity; magnesium ion binding. Lineage: Eukaryota; Metazoa; Arthropoda; Insecta; Diptera; Syrphidae. The record is from RefSeq and is a predicted model, not a curated record. Bases 196 to 1878 code for a protein of 560 amino acids. Gene Ontology annotation, cellular component: cytosol. The transcript is spliced from 6 exons. Gene Ontology annotation, biological process: carbohydrate metabolic process.